UGUGCAAGAGAAAGAGGAAGUAUGGGAUGGUGUAUUUGGAAGACUAACGUCUUUUGAUUGUUACUAUUUUUAAUUUGACUUUUCAUUCAUGUGCAUCUGACUUUUUUAUACUUUUUUGUCUGACACAUUUUUAAUUUGUGAUCAAGUUGCUAAUGCCCAUAACAGCUGUGUGAUAAAGACCAAAAAUAACGUGUUUUCUGUCCUACAGCUUCACAGGAAAUCAAGCAGCCUUCGCUUGCGUCUCUUUUAAGAAGUGGCAUUACUCUGUGGGAGGGUAAAUAACAGACAGCUUUCACAGCUUUAGUUAGUUUCAGUGUCAGUGAUAAGUCACUGUCCUUUGCCCCACAAAAGAGCGAAUGAGAGACAAUCUGAAUCAAGGUGUGUAUUUGCUAUAGAGCCAUGGCGUACAGUGGGAGCUUCAGUAUCAACAUUUGUGACAUGGACUCUGACUAUGAGAACACAAGAGAAGAUGAGCCAGGUGAGGACUCUUUCAGGCUCUUUACAGAGCCAGCAGUUUGUGUCCAGAGGUAUCCCCAAGCCAUAGAGAUGGAUGUAUUUGCAGAAAACUCAGACAGUGAGUCAACUAGUAGCAGUGAAAUGUCAGAAAUAGUUAUCAGAGGGAAACGCAGCUCUCUGCAGAGACAAAACUGGUCAGCUGCUACACUGAAAGUGCUCUCCUCAAUGCCAAGUCGCACAGCUGGGCUACAUACUUAUGCAGGCAUUUCUGUGCGAGCCAGACGCUCACCUCUGCCACCUCCAGCCCAGAUCUCCCCCCAUGACUCCUGCCAUACUUCCAGAUUCCAGGCAGAGGUGGAGGAAAUGAGUACUGAAGGAUUUGCUGAAAAUGAUAAGGAGCACUUAGUGUCAGAACUCCGGGGCCUUUCAAUGAAUGAGGGCCUACGUAAGCUGAGAGCAAUGCCGCUUAGCCUGGCAGACAAGAAGGAAAUCAGACAUCUUGUCUACAGUUCUGUGUCUGAAAGUUCACGCAACAGAAAUUGCCAGUGCAACUGUUACCUCUGCGUAUACAUUUCAAAGACUUGGAGUCACUGCACAUUCAGCUGCUUCCCAGUCCUCAGCUCUGUCAAGCUGUGGUAUUCACCCCUGAAGAGGCUGAGCGGACGUUAUGGAACUGGAGUACUCUCCUAUUUCCUAUUUCUCCGCACCCUCCUGUUCUUGAAUCUCCUCCUCUUUGUUAUCAAUGGCCUGUUUCUGAUCUUCCCCCAAGCUAUUUACCCUCCUCCUCCUCCUCCUCCUCCUUCUCCUGAGUUGCACCUCAACACUUUUACUGGCCUUGAACUUCUCACAGGCAAGGGUUACUUUUCUCAGAGCUUGAUGUUUUAUGGUUACUACUCAAAUGCCACCAUUAAAACCUGUCAGGCUGAUCAUUUGAAAUCAACUGAUGGUCAAAUCUGCAGCAGUGAUGAGUCACAAAUGGUGCCGUACAGCAUACCUGUAGCCUAUUUAUCCACCAUCGCCAUUGCCUUUUUCAUUAUCUGCAUCAUCCUGGUGUACAGCAUGUCCAAGUCCUUUGGGCAAAGUUUUCGUGUCCUCAAGUCUAACGAGAAUCUGGCUGAAAAGGUUUUCUGCACCUGGGACUUUAAAGUCAGCAAGAAAUCUUCUGUCAGACUUCACAGUGAGAAAAUCAGCACUCAGCUUAAAGAACAGCUGUCUGAGAUGAUCAGUGGAGAGGAGGAAAAGAGCUGCAUGCAAAGAUUCUGCUGCAUUAUCGUCAAUGGGAUAGCAUGGUUAAUAUGUCUGACGAGUAUCUUACUUGGUGCGACAGGAGUUCACAUGCUUUCAGAAGAGACCAUCAAACCCAGUUCUGAGGAGUUGAAACUGCCGGUGCUGGGUGCAAUGGUGUCGGGGUUCAAUGUUUUACUCCCUGGUGUCUUCAACUUGUGUACUUGGAUAGAGAGUAGCGACUCACCUGCAACACGCGUGUAUGUCUCCAUCUUCAGGAAUCUGUUGUUGAAGGUCAGUCUUAUUGGAGUGCUGUGUUACCGCUGGCUGGGGAGAAUUGCAGAGCAACAAGAAAAUUCACAUUUUCAGUGUUGGGAGAAUUUUGUGGGCCAAGAACUUUAUCAGCUACUCCUGAUGGACUUCAUCGUCACAGUGCUUUACACGCUUUUGGGGGAAUUUUUAUGGAGGCUGAUAUCUAAGAACAUAUUGAAAAGGAACAGGAAGCCAGUGUUUGAUAUUGCUCAUAAUGUGCUAGAGCUGAUAUACGGACAAACUCUGACUUGGCUUGGUGUAUUGUUUGCUCCACUGCUGCCUGCAGUUCAAAUUAUAAAGCUGUUCGUGUUGUUUUACAUGAAGAAGUUUAGCUUGAUGCUCAACUGUCAGGCAUCCAAAAAGCCCUGGAGGGCCACUCAGAUGUCAACACUGUUCAUCACUCUUCUGUGGUUUCCUUCAUUUCUUGGUGCUGCUGUCUCUGUCACGUAUACAAUUUGGAUGAUUAAACCCUCGUCAUCAUGUGGUCCUUUCAGGAAUCUAACUAGAAUGUAUGAGUCAGGGCAGCUGUGGGCCAAGGAGCUGAAGAAAUCUCAUACAUUUCUGCAGUGGCUCACCCAAGCCUAUGACUCCCUGAUAGAAAACCCACUCUUUUUAUUCUUGGCCACUGGAGUCCUUCUACUGGUGAUCUAUUUUCACACACAAGUUGUUGAUGGCCAAAGGAAAAUCGUUGUGCGGUUAGAAAAGCAAAUAGAAAAUGAGGGCAAAGAUAAAAAGUUCCUCAUCACGCAACUGCAAUAUCUUUACACUCAGAAUGAUUUGACUUCUCCUCAGAGAUAAGGUAGAAAGAUCUUAUCGCAUCAAACAUGCCAGAUGGAAUCUCAUCACACGCAGAAGUGUCUAGAAUGAAAGCAAAAGAAAUUGAUUGGUUACUUUGAAUUUCUCUGAGCCUUUUAUCAUUUGGCAGUGGACCUGACUCUAUAAUAAAAAAAAAAAAAUGUUCAUUAGUAGUUAAGUGUCAAAGGUAUUUGCAUUUGCUUUUUCACAAUUCUUGUAUAGUUUGUAAACUAUGUUCUUAAAUAUGUUGAAUUAAAAGAAAAUAUAAUAAAUCUCUCUGAACACAUGCUGUGUAUUUGAAAUGAGGAAACCUGACUGGGAACAU
Molecule: messenger RNA, 3112 nt
Organism: Melanotaenia boesemani (Boeseman's rainbowfish)
Lineage: Eukaryota; Metazoa; Chordata; Actinopteri; Atheriniformes; Melanotaeniidae
Gene: tmc6a
Product: transmembrane channel-like protein 6
Exons: 20
Coding region: 400-2790 (796 amino acids)
Cellular component (GO): plasma membrane
Molecular function (GO): mechanosensitive monoatomic ion channel activity
Source: RefSeq, a predicted model, not a curated record